This is a messenger RNA of Lachancea meyersii CBS 8951, 249 nucleotides long. The record is from the annotation of a GenBank genome assembly. NCBI's taxonomy places the organism in Eukaryota, Fungi, Ascomycota, Saccharomycetes, Saccharomycetales, Saccharomycetaceae.
AUGGCCCUGCACAACUACAUCUACUUGAAGCACAAGUCACAUGACCCGGAGUGUCAGACACUCAUAGCGCGGGCACACGAUCCCAGGCCAAUCCCCAGGCCCAUGCAGAAUCUCAAAGCCAGCGGAACUCCUGUCAGCCCAAAUGUCACUGUAAAAACCAAGAAAGACGGAGAAUGCUGCGGUAAGUGUCAGGGAAAAUGCACGGGUAAGAAAAACAAGAUCGCGGAGAUCGCAAACUUAGCCUGGUAG